CCAUACUUCAUACUUCAUGCUUCAUCAACAUUGAACAUAAAAUAGCUCCAGCCAUCAGUGGGAACCUGACCGCCCAAAUCACUCGUUAUACAUCACACCUGAAGAGAAGAGGCAAUUCCUCGUCUCUUCUAUAUUCCGGUAUUCUGUAACUGCCUCAACUGGCGUUCCUACCUUACGUUCACCAAGACCAAAAGAUGUCCGGAUCCGAUCCCAAGUACGCCAAGUCAAAGUUCUUAUCACGAGCUCCAUUGGAAAACAGUAAUGCCAAAUGGACUAGGUUGGUUCUGACUACAUACACUGAUCCAAAUGGUGUGGAAAGGACUUGGGAGUCGGCAGAGAGACAGACUCGGCCACCGGGCUGCGAGGUCGAUGGCGUGGGAAUCGUGACCAUCAUUGACAAGCCAACCGGCCCUGAAUUGCUGCUGCAAAAACAGUACAGGCCUCCUAUCGACAAAGUGGUCAUUGAAGUCCCAGCGGGUCUUAUCGACGCCGGUGAGACCGUUGAGGAAUGUGCGGUGCGCGAGCUCAGGGAAGAGACCGGCUAUGUGGGAGUGGCAGAGCAGACAAGCACUCUCAUGUUUAAUGGUAUCACAGAUCCGGGGAUGUGUAACACUAAUCUGAAUAUGGUUCAUGUGCGUGUGGAUCUGUCACUUCCUGAAAAUCAGGAUCCGAAACCGCAACUCGAGGACAAUGAGUUUAUCGAGUGCUUCACAUUGCCCUUGAGUACAUUGUUCUCCGAGUUGAAGAGACUCGAAGCCGAGGGAUAUGCCAUUGAUGCCCGCGUGGGAACAUUAGCAGAGGGCAUCGAACUGGCGAAGAAGUUGAAGCUUUAA
Molecule: messenger RNA, 833 nt
Organism: Aspergillus novofumigatus IBT 16806
Lineage: Eukaryota; Fungi; Ascomycota; Eurotiomycetes; Eurotiales; Aspergillaceae
Product: MutT/nudix family protein
Exons: 4
Coding region: 195-833 (212 amino acids)
Biological process (GO): ribose phosphate metabolic process; nucleoside phosphate metabolic process
Cellular component (GO): cytosol; nucleus
Molecular function (GO): ADP-ribose diphosphatase activity
Source: RefSeq, a predicted model, not a curated record